Messenger RNA from Rotaria sp. Silwood1, 234 nucleotides. The record is from the annotation of a GenBank genome assembly. NCBI's taxonomy places the organism in Eukaryota, Metazoa, Rotifera, Eurotatoria, Philodinida, Philodinidae.
AUGGGCCAACGAGCAUCCAGAGAGUAUGGUGAUGAAAAUGAAUUGUUCAAUUUAGCUCAAAUUCGACAAAAUCAAGAUGUACAACAAGGAUUACAGGAACAACCAGCUAUUAUGAUGCGAUUGCUGGCACCGACUACUAUUGGCAUGACUCAAGACUUUGUAGAACCAGCUGCCAAAGUACGACGAAACCCAGGGAGACAAGCACAACCAGUUGGUUGUUAUGAAGGAUACUGA